This is a messenger RNA of Siniperca chuatsi (mandarin fish), 4400 nucleotides long. RefSeq names its product sterile alpha motif domain-containing protein 9-like. Gene Ontology annotation, biological process: regulation of apoptotic process. The coding region runs from base 278 to 3166 and encodes 962 amino acids. The transcript is spliced from 4 exons. Gene Ontology annotation, cellular component: cytoplasm. The record is from RefSeq and is a predicted model, not a curated record. NCBI's taxonomy places the organism in Eukaryota, Metazoa, Chordata, Actinopteri, Centrarchiformes, Sinipercidae. Gene Ontology annotation, molecular function: protein binding.
GGGUUUUACCUUCUUUUCAAAUGUGUCCUUGAAUUAUUAAUACAAACAGUUUGAUCACAACAUGUGAAUUAUUACUUUGUUUAUCAUUCACAGUCUAAAGCUGUCUGUCUAGUAAUUAGACCCACCUACCUUAGGUGUGGCAUGUGGCUAUAUUAACUCCAACCACCUUUCAGGUUACAGUACAUACUGUUGUUACUAGUCACAAAUACUGAAGACGUGACAGAAGACUUCAGAGAUCUCUGCAUCAUAUAGAAAAAGGUACAGGAAACUGAAAGUGAUGGCAAAUGGACCAGCCCUGUCCACUGCUAGAAGGGGUGAAAUUUAUGUGGGAAGCGAAAUCAGAGACUCCCUCUCACUGUUGGAUGUUCUCCAUGCAAAUCAGUUCGAAGGAGAGUCUUUUGAUCCAAAACUUCUUGAGCAGACAGAGGAAAACUUUUACAGAGGGGCCCCACCCAAAUGGUUAAACUUUCACAUUAGUGAACAGUCACAUGGCACUGGAAGUCCUUUUAUUAAACGGGAUGGAUACGAUGCACUUGUGCAACAAAUUCGCCAAAGAAGAAAAACACACCCUGGAAUAUCAACUGUUAAACUGUUCCACCAGCCAGGAUGUGGGGGAACCACACUGGCCAUGCAGGUGUUGUGGGACUUGAGGAAAACCUUCAGGUGUGCUGUUUUAACAGGCUCUACCUCAGACAUCACAAACAUUGCAGAGCAGGUGGUCCACCUUUUCACAGCAGGCAGUCAAGGCAACCAGAACACUGUGCUGCUGCUACUGAAUGAUGAGCAGAAUUUGGAAAAUCUGCAAGUCAGCAUUAUGAUGAAGAUUGCUGAGCAGAAGAUAGUCACCCAUAUGCCUGUGGCGAUUUUCCUCAGCUGUGUUAGAAAGGAUGCAGUUCCACAGAGUGACCACUAUGUCGUCCUACAGGAAGUGCUUUCAGACACAGAGAAGAAAAAAUUUAAUGAGAAAAAGGAGGAGCUCAGCAGAAGAUACAGUGAUAAAUGCAAACUAUUCCAUGGCUUUAACAUAAUGCAAAGCAAUUUCUCUCAAGCUUACAUCCAGGAGGCAUGCGCUGUAUUCAAAACCAUCAAGAAAGCAAAUAGACCACUGAAGACCCAGCUUGCUGCCCUCCUGUCCCUGCUGAAUGCCUACGUACCAGGCUCAUAUCUCCUGGAGUCUCAGUGCCUGGACUUCUUAAAACAUGAAGACUCCAUCCAUGGAGACCUUUCACUGGAGGACAGAAUGAAGCCCUUUAGUGAUCUCAUCAUCACCUUCCAACAAGACACAAGAUCUGAAAAAAAAGUCAGCAUGGCUCACCCUAUGAUAGCACAGCGUUGUACUGAAUUGAUGGCUGAGGCCGGUGUGACCAGAAGUGACACAGCAAGAAACUUCUUGACCUUUUUAUGCAGAGAUGAGGUUCCUCCAUCUUUGCUGGGUUUUGCCAAAGACAUGUUAACCAAAAGAGAAAUGAAAAAAGAAAAGAACCCAAUCAAUAACACGGAGAUUACAGUGGACAAAGAAAAGUUUUCUAGACUGAUUCUAGAUAUUCAAAAGAUAGAAAAGAACCCAGUCGAGAGUGCAUCAGUUUUAAAGAUAGCAACAAAAAUAUUUGAUCAAAAUCCAUUUUUUCCACAAGCACUUGCUCGUUUUUAUUACAUAGAACUAAAAGACUACAACAAUGCAGAAAUGUGGGCAAAGACAGCAAAGGAAAGAGAUCCCCAAAAUUCAUUCAUUGCUGAUACACUGGGCCAAGUCCAUAAGAACCAUUUGAAGAACAUUGAAGAGCGUUCUGCCAAACCAAGAAAAAUUUGGAAACUGGCCAGAAAAGCCAUUGAAGCUUUCAAACAUGAAGAACAACUUGCUGAAAAAGAACAUGGGACAGACAUGAAAGAAGAUGGCAAGGCCAAAAUCGCAUAUGUUUUUAACAUCAGAGGGCAGAUUGGUUACCUGCAGGUUUGCAACCUUGUGUUUGACCUACUUGGAGACAACAAACUCUCUAAUGGUCUAAUAAACAGAGAUGAGGUUGAGAAGAAAUGUGCAUUCCUUAAUAAAUAUCUGACUUACUCAAAACCUGACAUGAAGAAAGAAAAUCCCUCACACAUUUUUGAAGACAUCACAGAAUGCUACACGAUGUAUGUCGGAGACUCCCCAACAAAACAUUUCAAACAAAAAGGUGGUGAUUUCAUCCAGAAGCUUAUACAAAUCCUGGAUGACCCCUUUGCUGUAGUACUCUCAUGUCUUGACACUGAAUCACAGCAUAACGAAAUAACUACGUGGUGGAGAGACAUCUUUCUACGUUCCUCUUGCGAGAAAAUGCUCCUGAGCCCCAAAGAUGCACCUGAGCUCCACCUGGUGACCCUCCUCCUGUGCUGGCCUACAGACAGUGAAGACAAAUGUGUCUUUGACCUUAGUCAAUUAAUUCAGUAUAUGCGCUGCUCUUAUGACAAUGCAUACAAGACAUACUUUCAAUCAAUGUACCUCCGUCCUCUGUUUUUCAUUGGAAAAGGUCACGAUCUGAACAGAAUUGUUCACAGAAAAGUCUUUGAGGGAUUGAUUUCUAAGCAAAAUAAGGAAGCAAUACAAGAUUGGAGCAAUGAGAAGAUUUUCCAAGAUCCCAUUGUUCAAGCACACCUUCUCAAAGUUGAUGGGGUGGUACGAAACUACAGAGUCUAUGCAACUAUUGGUGGCAAAGAGAUUGAGUUGGAUGCAAACCUGCGAAACAGCCUCUGGACACCACGCCAAGUUUCCUUUUGCCUUGGAUUUACCAUCAAAGGUCCUGUAGCCUUUGGCAUCCAGACAAAAACUGCAGAAAAGGUAGAGGUCUCAGAGGUGGAUAUCUCAAAACCUGGGCAAAUAAAACCAGAACUUUUUGCCUGGCCAGAUACCACUAGAGCCUCAGGUCAGCAUUUCAUGGAUCGCCAUCAGACAGCUCUGAUUAACAGAGUGAGCGACACAGGAGCCAUCCUUGAUAAGCUCAAGGAUAAGGGGUUAAUCUCAAAUGAGAAUUAUGAUGCUGUGAGAGCUUUAAAAACCACACAAGACCAGAUGAGUGGCAUUCUUCAGUGUUUGACUUCAGCCGGCACAAGAGGCAAAGACGCUCUCUAUGAAAUCCUUAAAAGGAUGAAGAGUAUGAGGCCUCUCAUGAAUGAGCUUGAGGAAACUGAAUAAAGGAGCAAAACGUAAGAGUAAAAAUAAGUACUCUAGCUUUGACAUUUGACACUGAGAUGACAAAAACUAAAGUGCAUGUGAAAUUGGAAAGGAGAACAGGUUGUUAAGAGUUGGAGGUGGAGAGGAAGAUGCUGGACAAAAUGUUAUUCAGUAAAUAUUUAGCAUCCUUAAUGUAUGGGUCAAACAGCAAAGCACUUUUAGUAAUAGUAACUUAUUCAUUUCUACUGUGAAAAGGAAUGCUACAGGUCAUUUAUAUCAGCUGAUCGCACAUCAGACACCUCAGAUGAAAAGAGUGACUUCAUUAAAGAAAUGACGCUCCUAAAACUUUGGUCAUUUAAAUAGUAUGUCUUUUAGCAUUUUGUUUAUGGAUUUAUGAAACAUAUGAAAGUAUAAAACCCCUUAAGACUAACGAAACAUGUAUUCUCAGUGGAAAAGUCUUUUUUAAACAUUUUUUGUCAUAUCAGUCUUUUGAUGUUUGAUUCAUUUCUUCCAUGUAAAUAUUCAGUGUUUUACAUUAAGCAAGAUAGGUCAAGCAAAACCAAUGUAAUUGUAAAGGGCACACUUAGGUGCAUUUUUAAAGACACAGAUUAUGUUGUUUAAAUGUUGUUUGAAUUGAGUAGAUUUAUUUUCCUCAUCUUGCCAGAACCUGGACAAAGCUUCACUGAGGGUAUCAAAGAAUGUAAAUAUGUGAGGAAGAACAGAUAACUUUUCAUGUUUUGCUGCAAUGUGCUCGACUUAAGGCUUUGGAAAUGUUAGAUUUGUAUGAUUAAUGAAGAUACUGAAGGUUUGUUUUGUUUUAUUUGUAAAAUAAAAAAACCAACAGGGUCCCUUCAGCUAAAUGUUAAGACCAGAAUAAUGUGACAUGGAUUUAUCGAAGCACGUUGAGAGUUUUAAUAUAAAAGGGGGAAAUAUUUUAAUCCUGUUUAAUUGAUUUUUUUUCCCUAUAUUGCCUCUGUCCGUCAUGUUGUCUCUAUAUUGUCAAGACAAAAUAAGAUUAUUAAGAAAAAGAAUAAGAUUGUCUAUAUCUUUGUUAUUUUCAGUUUCUCAUGAGCUAAAAAAGAAAAAUAAUCGAUCAGUAAUUUCUGAUUGUAAAAUCUACAAACACAACAUUUUCUUAGAAGUGUAUUCUUAUGGAGGUCUCUUGUAAUUUUUUAUUUUUAUUUUAUAUUUACUUGAAAUAUUUCAAUACAUUUUAUUUCUGCAAUAAUAAAUCUACUCCAGUUAAAGACAAAAA